This is a messenger RNA of Protopolystoma xenopodis, 642 nucleotides long. NCBI's taxonomy places the organism in Eukaryota, Metazoa, Platyhelminthes, Monogenea, Polystomatidea, Polystomatidae. The record is from the annotation of a GenBank genome assembly.
AAGACGCUUCUCGCCAAGGCUGUUGCAAACCAAACAUCUGCUACUUUCCUUAGAGUUGUUGGCUCUGAACUUAUACAAAAAUAUCUAGGAGACGGCCCCAAGUUGGUUCGCGAAUUAUUUAGACUGGCCGAAGAACAUGCACCUAGCAUUGUAUUUAUUGAUGAAAUAGAUGCAGUUGGUACUAAGAGAUAUGAAUCCAAUUGUGGAGGAGAGCGAGAAAUACAAAGAACAAUGCUAGAGAUGUUAAAUCAAUUAGAUGGGUUCGACUCUCGUGGUGAUGUUAAGGUUAUCAUGGCGACAAACCGUAUUGAAACUCUGGACCCAGCUCUUAUUCGGCCAGGAAGGAUAGAUCGCAAGAUAGAAUUCCCCUUACCUGAUGAAAAGACUAAAAGGCGUAUCUUUGGUAUUCACACAAGCAAAAUGACCCUGGCUGAAAACGUCAACCUAGAAGAAUAUGUGCAAUCCAAAGAUGAACUUUCCGGAGCCGACAUCAAGGCUAUUUGCACGGAAGCCGGACUCUUGGCGUUAAGAGAACGACGAAUGAAGGUCACUGAUGAAGAUUUUAAAAAGGCCAAAGAGAAUUCUGUUUUUAAUCAUUUCCGUUCCGUGAUUGCUCUAACGACUGUAAAUUUUCUCAAUUGA